GAACGCUGACUCAGUAAGUCUGCAUUCUUCGUCAUCUUUGUUCAGAAAGAGAGAGAGGGCGGAGAACCGAGCUAAGCGUGAAGGGAAAAUGGCGGUCGGAAUUAUAGAAGUGGAGAUAUUGAAACCUUGCACCGACAAGAGAGAGUACAGGAGGAUCGUCCUCCGCAACUCUCUCGAAGUCCUCCUCAUCAGUGACCCCGAUACCGAUAAGGUUGCAGCUUCAAUGAAUGUUUGUGUGGGUUCAUUUAGCGAUCCUGAGGGCCUUGAGGGUCUCGCUCAUUUUCUUGAACAUAUGCUUUUCUAUGCUAGUGAAAAGUAUCCAUUGGAAGACAGUUAUUCGAAGUACAUUACAGAGCACGGAGGUUCUACAAAUGCUUUCACUUCUUCUGAACACACAAAUUACUAUUUCGAUGUUAACACUGAUUGUUUUGAAGAGGCUUUGGAUAGGUUUGCACAGUUCUUUAUCAAACCACUAAUGUCUCCUGAUGCUACCAUGAGGGAAAUAAAAGCUGUUGAUUCUGAGAAUCAGAAAAAUUUGUUGUCUGAUGCUUGGCGAAUGAAUCAGCUUCAGAGACAUCUUUGUGCCGAAGCUCACCCAUAUCAUAAAUUCAGUACAGGAAGCUGGGAUACUUUAGAAGUCCGCCCAAAAGCAAGAGGGCUAGAUACUAGAUGUGAGCUUAUUAAAUUCUAUGAAGCGAACUAUUCUGCCAACCUUAUGCAGCUGGUUGUAUAUGGGAAAGAGAGCCUUGAUAAAAUUCAAAGUUUGGUGGAAAGCAAGUUUCAGGAAAUUCAAAAUACAAACCGAAGCUGUUUCAGUUUUCCUGGGCAGCCUUGCACACCUGAACAUCUUCAGGUUCUUGUCAAAGCUGUCCCAAUAAAGCAAGGUCACAAGCUGAGAAUUAUAUGGCCUAUAACUCCAAGUAUUCAUUAUUAUAAAGAAGGGCCAUGUAGGUAUCUUGGCCACCUUAUUGGACAUGAAGGAGAGGGAUCUCUAUUUUUCAUCUUGAAAAAAUUGGGAUGGGCUACAGGUUUGUCAGCAGGUGAAGGGGAUUGGACUUGCGGAUUUUCUUUCUUUAAAGUUGUUAUUGAUCUUACUGAUGCUGGUCAUGAGCACAUGGAAGAAAUUGUAGGAUUAUUGUUCAAAUACAUUCUGCUCUUACAACAAUCUGGUGUUAAGAAAUGGAUAUUUGAUGAGAUUUCAGCCAUUUGUGAGACAGUGUUCCAUUAUCAGGACAAAAUCCCUCCUAUUGAUUAUGUGGUCAAUGUUGCUUCAAACAUGAAGUUAUACCCCCCCAAAGACUGGUUAGUGGCUUCAUCUUUGCCUUCUAACUUCAAUCCAGACACCAUUCAGAUGGUAUUGAAUGAGCUUACUAUGAACAAUGUGAGAAUCUUUUGGGAAACUAAGAAAUUUGAAGGACAUACAGACAUGGUAGAGCCAUGGUAUGGGACUGCAUAUUCUGUCAUAAAGCUCACAGGCUCCAUGAUACAGAAAUGGAUAGAUACAGCUCCUAAUGGAUGUUUACAUCUACCAGCACCCAAUGUAUUCAUUCCCACUGAUUUGUCACUUAAAGAUGUGCAAAGGAAGGAUAAAUAUCCGGUUCUGUUAAGGAAGUCAUCUUAUUCAAGGUUAUGGUAUAAGCCUGACACAAUGUUCUUUACCCCAAAGGCAUAUAUUAAGAUAGAUUUCAACUGUCCCUAUGCAAGCCACUCUCCUGAGGCAGAAGUUCUUACUGAUAUCUUCACGCAGCUGUUAAUGGACUAUUUGAAUGAAUAUGCUUAUGAUGCUCAAGUUGCUGGUCUUCACUAUACCAUAAACUCGACAGAUACUGGUUUCCAGGUGAUUGUGUUGGGUUAUAAUCACAAAAUGAGGAUCUUGUUAGAAACUGUAGUUCAAAAAAUUGCUGAGUUUAAAGUAAAACCAGACAGAUUUUCUGUGAUCAAGGAAGGUGUGACAAAGGAGUAUGAAAAUUUCAAGUUUCAACAACCAUAUCAACAGGCUUUGUACUACUGCUCUAUAAUUCUAGAGGAUCACUCAUGGCCUUUGAAUGAAAAACUUGAAGUUCUUCCACAUCUUGAAGCUGAUGACCUUGCAAAACUUUCACCCGUGAUGCUCUCAAAGGCCUUCUUGGAAUGUUACAUUGCAGGAAAUUUUGAUCCAAAUGAAGCAGAAUCGGUGAUCAAGCAUAUUGAAGAUAUUUUCUUCAAGUGUCCCCAGCCUGUAUGCAAGCAUUUGUCCCCUUCCGAGCAUUUGGCAACUAGAAUUAUUAAGCUUGAAAGGGGUGUUAGUUACUUCUACCCUGUUGAAGGCCUAAAUCAAAGUGAUGAGAACUCUGCAUUAGUCCACUAUAUUCAGGUUCACCAAGAUGACUUAGUGUUGAAUGUGAAACUUCAACUGUUUGCCCUUAUUGCAAAGCAACCAGCUUUCCACCAGCUCCGUUCAGUUGAGCAACUUGGAUACAUUACUGUGCUUAUGCAGAGGAAUGAUUCUGGUAUUCGAGGAGUGCAAUUUAUUAUCCAAUCAACAAUAAAGGAUCCACGGGAGGUAGAUUUGAGAGUUGAGGUAUUUCUUAAAGUGUUUGAGGGCAAACUUCAUGAGAUGACAUAUGACGAAUUCAAGAGCAACGUGAAUGCCCUCAUAGAUAUGAAACUUGAAAGGCAUAAGAAUUUGAGGGAAGAAUCUUCAUUUUACUGGCGAGAAAUUGUUGAUGGUACCCUCAAAUUUGACAGGAAAGAAUCUGAGGUUGCAGCAUUGAAGCAGCUGACUCAACGAGAGUUGAUAGAUUUCUUCAAUGAGUACAUAAAGAUGGGCGCACCUCGCAAAAAGACACUCAGCGUACAGGUAUAUGGGGGUUCACAUUCUGAUGGCUAUGAAUUAGCCAAAAGUGAACCUGUUGAACCACAAGCUGUUCGAAUUGACGACAUUUUCAGCUUCAGAAGAUCACGACCUUUAUAUGGCUCUUUCAAAGGAGGCUUAGGUCAUAUGAAACUAUAGAUGCUUCAACCAGGUUGUACAGUAAUUGAAAGAGCCUUCAUUGAUGUUGCACUUAGUGUUAUAAAGCAUGGGAAAUAUUGGUCGUAAUGCCACUAACAGAUCGCAAUCACCCCAUAAGGCUUCUCUCCUUCAUUACAUUAAAUCAAAGCACUACCUUGUAAUCAUAUGGUUGUACAUUUUCAAAUGUAGGGGAAUCAUAUCGAUCUGAACUGAGUUACAUUUAGCCUUUAAGAACGCACUAGUGAAAUACCACAGUUCUCAUCUUUUGUGUAUGCGGAUGUCAAAUAUUUCUCUGGUGUACUUUUAAUAUCUUUCUCUAUUCAUGUUUUGAAAUUGUUACGAUAAAUGUGAAUUGUCAAAAUUGUCCAUUUUUCGUCC
Molecule: messenger RNA, 3370 nt
Organism: Nelumbo nucifera (sacred lotus)
Lineage: Eukaryota; Viridiplantae; Streptophyta; Magnoliopsida; Proteales; Nelumbonaceae
Source: RefSeq, a predicted model, not a curated record